AUGAAGGCUCCUCCAGUCAUGUUGAUAAAAAGGAUCUUACUGUACAUCCUCCUAGUAACGCUGGCUCAGAGCAACUAUCAAAUUUACGGAUUUGAUGCCACCUAUUGUGCAGUUGAAAUUCAAGUUAAAAGAAACUCCGAGUACAAAACUAAUCUCGGGAACUCCUUGAUUAUAGCCUGUCCAGUUCAUUACUGUGAGAAAAAGCCAGACAUGCAGUGGUGCAAGAUAGAGGUGGAUACAUGUGUGGUGCUGAAGGAGGGCAAAGCGGAAUGGGACUCCAAUGUGUUUACACUGGAGUUUUUCUCAGUUAAUCAGAAUGACAGCGGAACUUAUCGUUGUCGAGCAAUAGGAGGCAACUAUUCCAGUGUGAGCCAUGGAAUAAAGGUUAUUGUUGAAGAAAAGUCUACAAACAUUAUCACAAUUUCACCAGAAAAUACCACUAGUAUCUCAGAAGAGUCCCAAGAAUCUCGAAACUACAAGAUAUUGCACAUUAUUUAUGCUUCAGCAUCCGUGGGUCUAUGUUGUCCAUUCAUCGCUGUAUGCAUGUUUUGGCGUCUAAGGAGGUACCAUGCAAAGCAAAAGAGAACUCCAUUAACUUCACAGAGACAAAAGAGCCUGGUCAGAAGUCCAUCAGCUGCUCCAUCCCACGCUGCUGGGACAACUCAAGCUUCAGAAGAAAGCUCCUCACUUUACUAUUGCUCCAUGGCUAGCCCACUGCAGGCCUCGCACGGCAGCGCCAUUUAUGACAACGAUGUCCCUCCCUGGAACGUGCAGAGGACAGCAGUUAACGCACCUCGCAAUGAUCCUGUUAUUCCUUCCACCCCAGUUUUACCGGAAAGCCCAGAUGGCCUCACAUAUGCUGCACUAAAUCAUUCUGCUUCUGCAGAAAGAUGCCAGAGAAGGGAACUAACUGUAGAAAAUGAAUUUACAGAAUAUGCCUCCAUUAAUGUAAAUAAAUAA
This is a messenger RNA of Nipponia nippon (crested ibis), 960 nucleotides long. RefSeq names its product B and T lymphocyte associated (gene BTLA). The record is from RefSeq and is a predicted model, not a curated record. Gene Ontology annotation, cellular component: plasma membrane. NCBI's taxonomy places the organism in Eukaryota, Metazoa, Chordata, Aves, Pelecaniformes, Threskiornithidae. Gene Ontology annotation, biological process: immune response-regulating cell surface receptor signaling pathway. Gene Ontology annotation, molecular function: signaling receptor activity.